AUGUCUCAAUCAUCACAAAUGAUGCAACAACCACCAAUAAAUCAACAGUCCAGGGUUUUUAAUCAACCUCCUCAAUCAUCUUUGCCUCCACAAUUGAUCCAACAACAACAACAGUCCAGGAUUUUUAAUCAAUCUACUCCUUAUCCUCAAUACUCACAAGCUUUACCUCCCCAGCAACUACAACAAAACUAUGCACCACAAACAUCCCAAUUCUCUCAAAACAUGGCACCACGACCAUUUCAAUCACAG
This is a messenger RNA of Entrophospora candida, 249 nucleotides long. The record is from the annotation of a GenBank genome assembly. Lineage: Eukaryota; Fungi; Glomeromycota; Glomeromycetes; Entrophosporales; Entrophosporaceae.